AUGGACAUUAUGCAGUUGAGACGUGUGUUUACAGUGUUCCUCUUUCUCCAAAGGGUUACCAGUGACAAUGUGCUGAUCUGGCCUGCAGAGGCCAGUCACUGGAUUAAUUUAAAACCUGUCAUUGAGGAGCUGAUCGAUAGGGGUCAUAACGUUACUGUGGCUGUACAUACAGCUGCACUUUCCAUCAACUAUACUGAGCCUUCACGCAUGAAAUUUGAAGUAUUUGAAGUACCGUUUACCCGUGACACAUACCGAGAUCUUCUGAAGAGCUUUGUGCAUUUCUGGACCUAUGAGAAACCUCAUUUACCCUUCUGGGACGGAUUCAGAAGAUUCUCAAAAAUCAUCACAACUUCAAUAAAACUGAACAGACAGAUCUGUGAUGGGAUAAUAAAGAACCACAAACUGCUGCAAAAACUACAAGAGUCAAAGUUUGGAGUUCUGCUGUCUGACCCUGGGAAUUCUUGUGGUGAUCUUCUGGCUAUAAAGCUGGGAAUUCCCUUCAUCUUCACUCUGAGAUUCUCCUUCGGAUCUGCAAUGGAGAGACUCUGUGGACAACUGCCAGCUCCUCCUUCCUACGUACCAGUUGCAAUGUCAGGGCUUUCUGAUAAAAUGACAUUUGCUGAGAGAUUUCAGAAUAUUCUUUACAUGCACAUGUACAGCUUGAUGUACAAAUGGUUCUGGCUUGAAUGGGACACGUAUUACAGUGAAGCUAUAGAGGCCAGUCACUGGAUUAAUUUAAAACCUGUCAUUGAGGAGCUGAUUGAUAGGGGUCACAACGUUACUGUGGCUGUACAUACAGCUGCACUUUUCAUCAAUUAUUCUGAGCCUUCACGCAUGAAAUUUGAAGUAUUUGAAGUGCUGUUUACCCAUGACACAUACCGAGAUUUUAUGGAGAACAUUCUGCAUUUUUGGAUCUCUGAGGUUCACAAUUUAUCCUUCUGGGAUAGAUACAGAAGAUUCACAGAAUUGGUCAAAACUGUAACAAAACUGAACAGACAGAUCUGUGAUGGAAUAAUAAAGAACCACAAACUACUUCAAAAACUGCAAGAGUCAAAGUUUAGAGUUCUGCUGUCUGACCCUGUGAAUCCUUGUGGUGAUCUUCUGGCUAUAAAGCUGGGAAUUCCCUUCAUCUUCACUCUGAGAUUCUCCUUCGGAUCUGUAAUGGAGAGGCUCUGUGGACAACUGCCAGUUCCUCCGUCCUACGUACCAGUUGCAAUGUCAGAGCUUUCUGAUAAAAUGACAUUCGCUGAGAGAUUUCAGAAUAUCCUUUACAUGCAAAUGUACAGCUUGAUGUGCAAAUGGCUCUGGCUUGAAUGGGACAUGUAUUACAGUGAAGCUAUAGGUAAACCAACCACAUUCUGUGAAACAAUGGGCAAGGCUGAAAUUUGGCUGAUUCGGACGUAUUGGGAUUUUGAAUUUCCUCGCCCAUUUCUGCCCAAUUUCAUGUUUGUAGGAGGGCUUCACUGUCGACCAGCAAAACCCCUGUCUCAGGAGUUGGAAGAAUUUGUUCAGAGUUCUGGGGAACAUGGCAUCGUUGUGUUUUCUCUGGGCUCAAUAGUUAAGAACCUUACAGCUGAGAAAGCUGAUGUGAUUGCUGAAGCAUUGGGACAGAUUCCACAAAAGGUUCUUUGGAGCUAUGCCGGUGAUCAACCAAAGAAACUGACACCUAACACAAAGAUAUAUAAAUGGCUGCCUCAAAAUGACCUGCUUGGGCAUCCCAAGACUAGAGUAUUUAUCACUCAUGGUGGUACAAAUGGAAUAUAUGAAGCUAUUUACCAUGGAGUGCCCAUGAUUGGAAUUCCUCUAUUUGCUGAUCAACCUGAUAACAUGGUUCACAUGAAGGCAAAGGGAGUUGCUGUGGUCCUCAACUUUAUCAACCUUAAAACUCAGGACUUAAUUGAUGCUCUCAACAUGGUGAUCAAUGAUACAAGGUACAGAGAAAAUGCAGUGAAGUUAUCUCAAAUUCAGCAUGACCAACCAAUGAGUUCGUUGGGGAGAGCUGUGUUCUGGAUUGAGUUUGUAAUGCGCCACAGAGGAGCUCAACAUUUACGGUCUGCAGCACAUUCCCUGUCCUGGUACCAGUACCAUUGUCUAGAUGUGAUAGCAUUCUUGGUUGCUUGUGUGGCAGCCAUCGUAUUUGUCCUCACAAAAUGUUGCAUGUUUUGCUGCAGAAAAUGCAGGGGUUCAAGGGGAAAGAAAAACAAAACUGAGUAAUGGUCUGUAAUACAUAGGAUUACCAUAAAUUUAUAGUAUCAUUUAAUUACACUGGAACUUCUACUCUUGUUGGUUAAAAUGUUAAUGCCCCUCAAACCAAUUAUUGCUAUUGUCAAACUAGAGUACAAAAAAAAUCGUUGGAAUUCAUGAUCAUAUUUAUCGCCAAUUUAUUGAAGUUUCAAUUCCCAGAUGAAUCUUUCAUUGCAGCCAGUUGAUGCAUCUCUCCAAAAUUAAGCUAUGCUUAAAGAAUGUUGUACUUUUACAUGUUUUAAAAAUAUAUUCAUUCUCGAGAUGUGGGCAUCACUCACAAUUUAUUGCCUAUCCCUCAUUGUCCUUGAAAAGAUGCUGGUGGCCUUUUUUGCUACUGUUCAUGUGGUGAAGAUGCUCCCAUAUUGCUGUUAGUUAGGUAGCUUCAGGAUUUUGACCAGCAACAAUGAAGGAACAGACGAUAUAUGUAGAAGUCAGGAUAGUAUGUGACAGUUUAUGGAGACAAAUAGUGUGAAAAUGCCUAUGCAUUUAUUUAUUUGCAUACAUGUAUCUCUACACUGAGGCAAAGAUAUUUGCAGGAACUAUGUAAGUUGUAUGUUUUGUGCCUCAAUGCUUUAAAUGUUGAUAACAUGGCAAACUUGACAUCAUCACAGGUCAGCACGUUGAUCUGAAUUAGCCAGAUUAAGACUCCCACUUAGUCCCUUAUCAAAAAAGUCCCAUCCAAGUAUCAUGGUUAAUUCCCUGCCUGUCAUGGCACCUGCUCCUGGUUCAGGUUUUCACAGCCAAAUAACUGCAGAUAAGGGUUUCCUGAUUUGGUGGUUUAACAUGUGCUAGGUUGCUUCACAAGAUCAUGGGUAGAAGCUUCUGUUCGGCAUGCGGGGGUGGCCCUGCACGCCAAUGUGUAAAAUGAUACGUGGUGAUGUCGGGCAUGCAUCCCAACGUCACUGCGCAUCAUUCUGAUCUUUAGUUCGGCGGGCACACAGCUGUGCGUCCGCCAAACUGUCAAAGCCCUGU
Messenger RNA from Carcharodon carcharias (great white shark), 3216 nucleotides. RefSeq names its product UDP-glucuronosyltransferase 2A1-like. The coding region runs from base 1 to 2214 and encodes 737 amino acids. The record is from RefSeq and is a predicted model, not a curated record. Gene Ontology annotation, molecular function: UDP-glycosyltransferase activity. The transcript is spliced from 7 exons. Lineage: Eukaryota; Metazoa; Chordata; Chondrichthyes; Lamniformes; Lamnidae.